GGCCGGCGCGCUUCUUCGGCCGUGGAGAACUCCAAGGAGUCAGGUGCAAGGAUGUACAUGCGCGCGGACGUCGAAAUAUUUCACGACACGGGUGUGUAUAACGACGGAGGAUCAUCGUUCCCCGAGACCGACGCGCUCAUCAAAACUCGAGACUACCGGAUUCGGGGACAUCUCCCGUGGUCGAUAUUUCUGAGUGAUGUUUUGAGCAGCACACCGCACGGAAAGAUGAAGACUGCGGUCGGUACAUUCUUUCUUUUGCUCGUCAUCAGCGGCGUCGUCUCCGUCGAAUGGAAGCACAGUGCUGUCCUGGACAACAAUUUCUUGGUGCUCUGGACGCCCGAUGAGAAGGACGUUACAUUCGAGAUCCAAGUGAAGACCCUCGGCUACGUCGGGCUCGGUUUCACGAAGGAUGAUGGCCGCGCCGGAGCUGACAUGGUCAUCGGAUGGGUCGAUAACAACGGUCAGGUUCACCUUCAAGACCGGCACGUGAAGGACGCCAGCAGAGAUCCGCAGAUGGAUUCGAGCCAGGACUACCGACUCUUACUGGGUUAUGAGAACAAGACGCACACAGUGCUCCGCUUCAGUAGACGAUACGACACAUGCGACCCGCGGGACCUGAAAAUCACGAACGACACGAUGCAAGUGGUGUGGCAAUAUCACGUGGAGGAGCCGGUAUCAGCAGCCGGUAUCUUACCUGAUCACGGGGCAGUGCGAGGAUCGAGACCGUUAUACCUGGUGCAAAGAGAUGCACAGCCCAGACGAAGUUCGCGUAAUCAGGAAACGGAUCCGCCUCUGAAGAUCUGGGACAUUCUGAACAAGCAGGUUCGUUUACCCAUGGGGCAAGACACGCUGCUCUGGUGCCGUGUCCUGAGGAUGCCGAGCAUUAAUCAGAAACACCACGUCGUGAAGUACGAACCAGUUAUUCAGCCGGGAAGCCACGAAUACCUUCACCAUAUGACCCUGUAUGAGUGCCGCGGAGAUCAAGCCGAAUUGGAAUCCGCGGCCGAAACGACCGGGGGUGUCUGUUAUGUUCCUGAUAAACCCACAUUCCAGUGCAACACGAUCGCAGCUACUUGGAGUCUCGGUUCUGAGGGCUUUAAUUAUCCGCCGGAGGCCGGAUAUGCGCUCAAUCCGUACGCGGGGCCGCGCUACUAUAUGUUGGAGACCCACUACACGAACCCGCAGCUGGACGCCUUCAUCAGCGACAGCAGCGGCCUGCGUCUUCUCUACACCGAUCGACUGCGCCUCCAUGACGCUGGUAUCCUCAGUGUUGGCAUCGAUCCGAACUGGCGGCACAUAAUACCGCCCGGUCAGCCCGAGGUGGUCUCUGAGGGCCACUGCAUCGCCGAUUGCACCGGUCAGACGAUACCGAACAGCGGCAUUAACAUGUUCGCCGUGAUCAUGCACACCCACCAGCUCGGCAGAAAGGUCCGCCUGCGGCAGAUCCGCGCCAGCGAAGAGCUGCCGCCGAUCGCCGCCGACACCAACUACGAUCCCAAUUAUCAGGAGUAUCGGAGGCUUCAGAGACCGGUCAAGGUGUACCCGGGCGAUCAUUUAGUCACCGAGUGCACGUACUCGUCCGAGUCUCGUACGGCCAUUACGCUCGGCGGCCUGGGAACGAGAGAAGAAACUUGCCUGGUGUCCGUUCUCUAUUAUCCUCGUAUUGAAUUAUCUCUUUGUUAUUCAUUGCCUUCGCUACCGACGGUGCUGCAUAGCUUGGGAAUCCAGAAAUUAAUACAGGCUUCCAGUCCGGUGAUGAUCCAGGAGCCGCCAAACUUAAAAGGCAUGACGCUCGAGGAACGACUAGUCAGCUACGACUGGGAGACGAAUUUUCAAAGCUUCCAGGAAGCCACUCGAAGCGGCACGUUUAAGCCGUUAUGUGGCAGCAGUAAAGGCGCCCUGCCCGGCACAGAAAACCUCGAGGUGCACUACCCACGCAUCCUCAGGCCCUACGAGGAAGCGAGCGUGCCCUGCGCGAAGAAGCCACUGCGGAACAAACUGUCGAUGUUGCUGAGCGAGGACGGCGAUAUUGGUGCGCCCGUUGAUCCUGACAGCGACGAGUCGAACGCAGUCGAGCGAGGUCAAUUGGUGCGUAGCAAGGUGUCCCGCAGCAGCGACGCGGGUCCCACAGCUGGUAGUUCCUGCGGCCGUACAGUAUCGGCGGCUGUGAUCCUGGCCGCCGUCACUGUCGUUGCCGGCGCUGCGUUCAGGUGAACGUCGCCGCCGGACGAGCGGUCGUUCGAGUUCACUCGGAUCCAGGAUCGCCUUGGUGAUCAUCCAUCGCGAUCGAAUGGCGGACCGAGCAACAGCAGCAGUAGCAACUGGCGCGUGCGUAUGUUCGCGUAAGUAUAUGCCAAUCUCAGCGACGCGAUACUUAGGCUUAGAUAAAUGUUAUUGUUCUCCGACCGAACGCACCCGGGAGCGCAUUCGAUUCUCGGGUGAUUCGAUCAGUGGGCUCUUUUUUUCGAAGUGGAGCGACCUUUCCGAUAUGACUAGCGGCUGGCGCAAUCUUCGUCGUGUACCAUAUCGUGUUUCAUACUGGAUAGUUAAUAAAAGUUUCAGCCAUUCGGCCUUCGUUACUUACUCCGAUACUGAAUAGUGAAAUGUUUAAAGUGAGAUAAUCGAAGCUAACUCGAUAUAUUUAAUUUAGGAGUGCUAUAAAUGCUCGAAAA
Messenger RNA from Mycetomoellerius zeteki, 2672 nucleotides. RefSeq names its product DBH like monooxygenase olf413 (gene olf413). The transcript is spliced from 10 exons. The record is from RefSeq and is a predicted model, not a curated record. Gene Ontology annotation, biological process: norepinephrine biosynthetic process; octopamine biosynthetic process; dopamine catabolic process. Gene Ontology annotation, cellular component: secretory granule membrane. Gene Ontology annotation, molecular function: dopamine beta-monooxygenase activity; copper ion binding. The coding region runs from base 52 to 2214 and encodes 720 amino acids. Lineage: Eukaryota; Metazoa; Arthropoda; Insecta; Hymenoptera; Formicidae.